AUGGUUAAUGAUUAUGAGACUUAUUACCUUCUUUGUCAUCAGAUAAUCCUGGCUGAUGAGUGCACGGAAGCAGAGGGACGAGCGUGGCAUAUGAAGCACUUCGCUUGCGCGGAGUGCGCGCGGCAGCUCGGCGGGCAGCGCUACAUCAUGAGGGAGGCGCGGCCCUACUGCCUGCCCUGCUUCGACGCCUGCUUCGCCGAGUACUGCGAUGCGUGCGGCGAGCCCGUCGGCGUCGACCAGGGCCAGAUGUCUCACGAGGGACAGCACUGGCACGCCACCGAGCGAUGCUUCGCCUGCCACACUUGCCGCGCCAGUUUAUUGGGGAGACCAUUCCUCCCGCGAAAGGGUGCGAUAUUCUGCUCGAUAGCGUGCUCUAAAGGAGAACCUCCGACGCCGUCAGAUUCAUCGGGUCCUGGACCCCGACCUCCACGAGUACCUCGACCUAGAAGAAUGCCGUCACCAAAAUCAUCACCACCGAGAAGUCCCCAACGCGAACAGUCACCGCAUAUAGACGCUGAUUCAGAGCCGAGUGGAUCUCUAGCGCCGGAGUCCCCUCCGCCGCACCCGCCCCCACCGCCACACGCUUGCCUUAGCUUAGAUAGAGCGUUAGCAGAUUUGAGAUUAGAACAAUCCAUAACGGAACAUCAGAUACAGCCUAGUCCAAAUUCUGAAGAGAAAGAGGAAUCGCCUGAAGACUGGAAACCGCCGCAUCCAGUCGAAGCUCAAGCGGUCGUAACUCCCGGACAUUCUACAUCAAUGCCGGAGCUGACGUUAGUAGAUUCUAGAAAGUCUCCAAGGAAGCCGAGAGGUGGUCGAACAGUGCGGUUUUGCGGGGACGACAACGAAGCCUUCGAGCCAGAUGAGCCGAUACGAAGAGAAAAGGUUCGAGACGAGGACGCCAGCAGUUACUGCAGCACGUGCUCAUCCUCGUCCUCAUCAGCGGAGUCGUACACGCUGCCGACGAGACGAGCGUAUGGCGGAGUGCGGAUAUCAUACGUGCCCAACGACGCCGUGGCCUGCGCCAAGAGAGAGAGACAGAGGAAGAACGGCCCUCACGACAAGAACUGCAUCAUCUCGUGAUGUUUGCUCACGGCCCGCACCAUCCCUCCUAGCGACACCGACCUCCGAUGACAAGACUGACUCAUUGUAAGUUGUUAGCCCCACACGCCAUAGUAAGUUAAGUAUGCCAGGCCAAGUCUUCCUUUUGCUUUGAGGCUUUGAAACUUGCCGCAGAACGUAGCCGACGUGGUUACAGUGAAAAUGUUUUUUGCUCAACGUUGAAGUAAAACUUCUGAACCACGAGAUUAUGUCUUAAUGCCCAUUAUUUAUGAAUAUAGUUUUAUAAUUUUUUGACACUUAAAUCUUUAGUUUUCACAUUAAUAUAAUAAGAUCUGCCUUCCAAAUCCAAGUCAAACUCUUCGUUAAGCUACAACAUAAUUUUUUCUGUCAAUUUAACGUCAAUCCAUUAUUUUUUCUAUAUUUUAACUUCUGUUUUUAGUUAAAUUAAGUACUGAUACGAGAGAUGAAAUACAAAAAUAUUAUAUUAAAUUAAUAGCUAAACUUUCCUGGCUCGCUCUCAUAGAGGUUAUACUUCAACAAGCCCAGGUGCGUUCACACAAUGCGCACACGAUUGUGAUUAAACGUUAAAGGGUCCCGACUAAUGGAAUUUUGGACGAAAUAAUUUUUGUACUAAUCGCUUUUAAUGUGACAUGCGCACAAUUCGACUUUCGGAUUCAAUUAAAAGGGUUAUCGCGUUGCCUUGCUUUGAAAUUCGAAUGUCAUUUGUCAGCGGCCCGAAAUAUUUGUCAAGCAUUUGUAUGUACGGGAAAUAGUCUUGAUAUACAGUGUAAUAAUUAAUUACUAUAAUAAUACUGAUUAAUUUCAUGACAAUAAUUUGUUGUGUAUUUUCGUGCUACAUUGCGAAUUUUGAUAUGACUUCACCUAAAAUAUCGUUGGGAGCGUAAAGAAUGAGAUGACAUCAGCUUUAACUUAUUCUGAAUAUUAAUAUAUAAAUAAUCGCUUAGACAUAUCUAAUGCUUAACGCGCAUGUAUUAUAAUUUCAAACAUAUCCCAUUUGCCAGUUAGGUUAGGUAAGGUUAUAAGUACAAAAGAAUGUGCGUGGUAAUAUAUUUUAUUACUUCUGUAAACAAAUUUGUGUUCCACCCUGUAUAUAUUAAGAUUUAACCUUAGAAUAGAGACUGGUUCGAAGGACAUAACCUAUUUUGUCAAUAUAGAACCCCGUCUUGAAUUAUACUAAUGUCUUAAGACGUACUAUUGGGAAAUAUGUCUGAUAGUGAAGAGGCAAAAAUAUUUGUAAUCCAUAAUUUUGAUUCCAAUAAAUAAACAAAUCAUAUAACUUUCUUAAUACUUAAAUUGAUUAUUGAAAUAAACAUAAUGAUGAUUGUAUAAUAGCCAUUAAGAAAAGGGUAUGUUAAUACGGAACGUAAAUUAAUUAAGGUCGAAAAUGAAUCAGAAUUUGUAGAUAAAUACGGAUGAAUUGUUCUCUACAAAUUGUUUAAAAUGAAGCUUCAGUUUAUAGUGAAUAUGUGAAAUAUUUAAUAACGAGAAGUCGAUUAUUUACGGCCUGUAAUUUACGUUCCGUUUUACUAUGUUAUUGCAUUUAUAAAACAAAGAAACUUAUGAAAGUUAAAAAAAGAAACAACUAUAAUGAAAAAAACAACAAACCAUCAAUUGAAAAUGUAUCGAACUAAUAAAUCAAUUAAAUUAGAAAUAUACA
Manduca sexta (tobacco hornworm) is the source of this 2737-nucleotide messenger RNA. Its product is annotated as protein prickle-like. The record is from RefSeq and is a predicted model, not a curated record. NCBI's taxonomy places the organism in Eukaryota, Metazoa, Arthropoda, Insecta, Lepidoptera, Sphingidae.